Molecule: messenger RNA, 1255 nt
Organism: Salarias fasciatus (jewelled blenny)
Lineage: Eukaryota; Metazoa; Chordata; Actinopteri; Blenniiformes; Blenniidae
Gene: dnase1
Product: deoxyribonuclease I
Exons: 9
Coding region: 133-966 (277 amino acids)
Biological process (GO): DNA catabolic process
Cellular component (GO): nucleus
Molecular function (GO): deoxyribonuclease I activity; DNA binding
Source: RefSeq, a predicted model, not a curated record
CAUGGUUACACACUCUCAGGUAAAUAAAAACCCCACAGCGGAGCCGACAAACCCUCGAGGAUUUUACCAAGAGAGCCUCUUCAGGACUUUUUUUUCUUCUUCUUCUUCCCCUUGGUGCCAGAAAGAAGCAGGAUGCGUUGCCUGUGCGGUCUGGGCCUCUUCCUGGCUCUCCUCCAUCUGUCCACGCCUCUGCUGCUGGGAGCCUUCAACAUCAAGUCGUUCGGAGACACCAAAGCCAACAACCCGACCGUGAUGAACAUCAUCGACAAAAUUGUCCAGCGGUACGACAUCGUCCUCAUCCAGGAGGUCCGAGACAGCGACCUGUCCGCCACCAAGAAACUCAUGGAGCAAGUCAACCAGGGAUCUGAUGACUACAGCUACAUCGUCAGUGAGCCUCUGGGCCGCAGCACCUACACGGAGAGAUAUCUCUUCCUCUACAGGAAGGCGCGGGUGUCCGUAGUGAAAAGUUACCUGUAUGACGACGGCUGCGAGUCCUGCGGGACGGACACCUUCAUGAGAGAGCCUUUCGUGGUCCAGUUCUCCUCCCCGUAUACUGCGGUGAAGAACUUUUCCCUGAUCCCUCAGCACACGUCUCCAGAUUCGGCAGUGCAGGAGCUUGCAGCUCUGUCUGGCGUGGUGGCCGACGUGCGCGCCCGCUGGAACACCAACUACAUCGUGCUGCUGGGCGACUUUAACGCGGGCUGCAGCUACGUGACGGGAUCCGAAUGGCAGCAGAUCGGCAUCUACACCGACAAGAGCUUCCAGUGGCUGAUCCCCGACAGCGCAGACACCACGGUUUCUACCACCAACUGCCCCUACGACAGGAUUGUGGCCACCGCCGACAUGAUGAAGGGGGUGGUGCAGAACACCGCCACGGUCUACAACUACAUGAAGGAGCUGGGCCUCAGCCAGAGUCAGGCCCUCGACGUCAGCGACCAUUACCCCGUGGAGGUGAGGCUGAGCUGAGACGCCAGCUGCCCGAAUCCAGAAAAUCUUCCCACAAGUCUCCGGGGUCGACCUACGUUUCCACCCUGGGACGACUCAGAACCCUCAUCAGAAAUGGAUCCGAUAAAAACUCUGAAAAUAAAGUGAACAAGUUAACUUCUAUAGCUGUCUCUUUGGAAGAGGGAACAAGAAAUGGGUGGAUUUUAAACAUUUAAGUGAACAGAAGCUCUGAAAGCAUUAAAAAAAGACACUUUUCCAAUAUUUUGUGGAAAAGAAACAUCAAAAACGACGACCCUGGGAAAGGGAUGAU